Ostreococcus lucimarinus CCE9901 is the source of this 708-nucleotide messenger RNA. RefSeq lists its product with no specific name. Gene Ontology annotation, molecular function: recombinase activator activity; double-stranded DNA binding. Gene Ontology annotation, cellular component: DNA recombinase auxiliary factor complex; condensed nuclear chromosome. Lineage: Eukaryota; Viridiplantae; Chlorophyta; Mamiellophyceae; Mamiellales; Bathycoccaceae. The record is from RefSeq and is a predicted model, not a curated record. Gene Ontology annotation, biological process: meiotic joint molecule formation; meiotic strand invasion involved in reciprocal meiotic recombination; homologous chromosome pairing at meiosis. The transcript has a single exon. The annotation marks the transcript as partial.
GGCGAGGGAUCGACGCGCGAGAUGGAGACGGUGCGCGCGUACGUGGCGCGGAUGAAUCGGCCGCUGAACGCGACGAACGUCGGGGACGCGCUCGGCGCGAGCGGGGUGAAGAAGGGGCUGGCGCAAAAGUAUUUGGACGCGCUGGUGGAUAACGGGGCGAUUCGAGUGAAGGAUGCGGGCAAGCAAAAGGUGUACUACGCGACGCAGGACGACGAGGUCGCGGACGCGGAGGCGCUGCGAGCGAUGGGCGCGGAGGCGGUGGCGGUGAGCGAGGAAAACGCGCGCGCGAGCGCGGAGGUCGGGCGGUUGCGAUCGCAGUUGCGAGCGCUGCGGAACGUGCAGAGCGUGGAGGCGAUGGCGGCGGCGAGACGCGACGUCGAAGACGAAAACGAGACGCUGGAGAAGAAGAUCGAACCGUUGCGGCGAGCGAAGGCGAACGGAGAGGUGAUCACGGAGAGUGAGCGCGUGAAGAUUGAGGACGCGUUUUUGAAAGGGAUGGAGGCUUGGCUCGAUCGUCGACGAAAAUUCAACAACUUGUUUGAGACGGUUCUCGAAGGCACGGGGGAAAAGAAACAAAAGCUGUGGGGGGAUAUCGGCGCCGAGACUGAGAAAGACGUCGGGAUCGAUUACGACAAGUAUAGAAACAUUUACGAUGAUCUCAAGAAGCAACGCCUCGCCGAUUCGCGAGCAAAGCGCAUGAAGCGAUGA